Penicillium maclennaniae is the source of this 2772-nucleotide messenger RNA. Its product is annotated as SMP domain-containing protein. Gene Ontology annotation, molecular function: lipid binding. The record is from RefSeq and is a predicted model, not a curated record. Gene Ontology annotation, biological process: phospholipid transport. Lineage: Eukaryota; Fungi; Ascomycota; Eurotiomycetes; Eurotiales; Aspergillaceae. The transcript is spliced from 2 exons. Gene Ontology annotation, cellular component: ERMES complex; endoplasmic reticulum. The coding region runs from base 1 to 2772 and encodes 923 amino acids.
AUGGGUUCGCUCGGCAGCUUCCUCCUAAUCUACGUGUUGGGAGGAAUUACCUUCAUCCCUCUGGUGCUAUCAUUAUUCUUACUACAUGCCUACCUGACACUCCCUGAUGUCUUAUCCUCACAAAGGACACGUAAAGCUUCCGACUCAUUGCCUCAGCCUGACGAUGACGAGUAUAGCUUGAAAUCCGGUACCGACCAGCUGGCUGAGAAAUUCCACCGCACCCACGAUUCCGAUGUUGCUGCUGGUUACUUUGCUGUUUGUCGUGAAUACGUUCCUGGUGGUGUCAAUGGGAAACCUCCGGAGAGGACAACCCCCGCUGGGGAGGUCGUUGCCGCCGAGAGCCCCAGUGUCUAUCAGUCCAUGUAUCGAAGCCUGUUCGACCGCAAGCAGACGCCUAGUAUUGAGCCGGCAAAGUCGAAUGGGAAAAAUACGAAACGGGCGAGGAAUGUCUUUUACAUUGUUCUACGACAUGGCCACUUGAUGCUCUAUGACGAUGCAAACCAGGUUGAGGUCCGCUAUGUGAUUUCUCUCGCUCAUCACGAUGUAUCCGUCCACGGCGGCGAAGCUGAGAUACCGGAGGCCGAGCUGUGGCUCAAGCGGAAUGCCAUCUGUCUUUCACGGCGACUGGAUUCGCUGGGAGACUUGGGAGGACCAACACCGCCGUUCUACUUGUUCUCCGAGAACUUGUCAGAGAAGGAGGACUUCUAUUUCGCUAUGCUUCAGAAUCAGACAAAGCUGUGGAGUUCUGCGGACCGCCCUCCUAAGCAGCAGGACUUUGACGUGAAGCACAUUGUGUCCCUCGUACAACGAUUGCAUUCCUCAGAGGAGCAGCUGCAGACACGGUGGAUAAAUGCUUUCUUUGGACGCUUGUUUCUGGCUUUGUAUCGGACCCCGGAACUGGAAGAGUUUUUGCGGAGCAAGAUUGUUAAAAAGAUCUCCCGAGUGAACAAGCCGAACUUCAUCAGUAAGAUUGGUCUGCACAAGAUCGAUAUGGGGGAAGGGGCUCCCUUCAUCACCAACCCUCGCUUGAAGGAUCUGACCGUGGAUGGCAACUGCUGCGUUGAGAUGGAUCUUCAAUACACAGGAAACUUCCGACUCGAGAUCUCAGCCACGGUGCGUAUCGAUUUGGGUUCUCGCUUCAAAGCAAGAGAGGUUGAUAUCGUACUGGCAGUGGUGUUGAAGAAACUCGAGGGUCAUUUGCUAGUCCGCUUCAAGCCUCCACCGAGCAAUCGACUUUGGAUAACUUUUGAAACCAUGCCGAGAAUGGUGAUGGACAUUCAGCCCAUUGUCAGCUCCAAGCAGAUCACCUACGGUCUUAUUCUGCGCACCAUUGAGAGUAAAAUCCGUGAAGUGGUGGCAGAAAGCAUUGUCCUGCCAUUCUGGGAUGAUGCGCCCUUCCUGGACACUAUGGGUCAAGCAUUUCGUGGUGGUCUCUGGCAGCGAGAUAUGCCAGACCUCGAAGCCGAUGCAGAAAUACCUGAUGAGUCUGGCGAACCUUCGGAAACACCAAAGAGUGUCCGCGGAGACUCGAUCGAGUCCCUAAAGUCCAAAGAUGAGAGAACGAUGAGCAUGCCUGCUCUCUCCGAGUCUUCCCCCAGAAUCAAAGCCCGCAAGCCUCUAAAACAAGCCUCAUCAGAUGCCCAGCCGAAAUCCUCGGUCGCAACCUCUACUGGUAUCGAGAGAUCGGACAGUACGCCUGCACCCCGCUCCAUCCGCUCGCAUACAUUCUCGAAUGCAGCCGAUCCAGUGGUCACUGCAGACAAUGCAAACAAGGUUGCAUCGCCAACCAAGAAGGACGACAAGAGUGACGCCACUAGUGCCAUGAUUGAAAUAUCAAGUCGCUCUCCACCAACCUCGCCCAAUAGGACUCCAAGCAGCUCGCCCCCCACUGGCGGUAUCAUGAUGCCAGAGAAUGCGUUUCACAGCCGAAAUUCCUCCAUCGCGGAAUCUAUAGACAGCGUCAGCCUCCUCGGGGAUCAGGUCAUCACAAGUCCCUCAUCCGCUCGUCUUGAGAACACGUCUUCUUUCUCCGGCCUGCGAAGCUCUCGAGAAAGCUCCUCCACAUCACUAUCAAGCGAGAAGCCGCGCAGGCGCAGUACCAUCGAGACAUUCACCAAGUCAUUCCAGUCAGUGACAUCCGAUGACAGGACUUCUGGAAACAUGACUAUUGGAUCGGCAACCGCUGCUGCAAAGAAAUGGGGCAUGAGUGUGUUUGGGAAAGGGGAGGGACCUCAUGAUCAAGAUUCAUCUCGAACGCCCGCGGGCACCCCAGAUCAACCCAUUGGACGUGGACAUCCCCACCCUCCUCCUGGGGCCUCCUUACUGCGACCGGACAAAUAUGCCUUGAAAAGAAAUUCGGCCACUCUACCGAAGCGGAAGCCGUUGGUUGUGGCACCGCCCUACUUAGAAUGGUCUAACACGGGGGAUCAUCGACCUGUGCCGCCUCCGCCCUUGCCUCGCCGAAAGCCCAUUCCCCCUCAUCUGCGCACCGAUAGUGCAGACGAGGUGCUUGUGGUCGAGGCUCCAUUCGAUUCUGAUCCGAAUAGUCCGAUGGUCGGCGACGUCGACUCGGAAGAUGGUCCAAAGCAGGCUAUCCUCCUCGAGAGCGGUGCCUCGUCCCAAGCCGAUCUAACCGAAUCGAAUGCUACUUGGGAUCCUCAGGACAGCCAAGAUGCUCAGUCCAUCCGGUCUCUUGGUCAGUCUCUGGCUUCUACGCAUGACAGCAACGAGGCCUUGCCGCCGUCUGGACAAGUGGAAGUUUCAUCGGUAUGA